AUGUUCUCUGAGCAUCAUUCUUCGGUAUUGAGAAAAACUCGAUCACGACGUCGAAGGUCAAAAAGAAAUCAACAUCAAUCAAUUAAAUCAGAUCAUCGUACUAGAAUAAAUUCACCUGCAGUUGAUCGUUUCCAUGAAAUAUUAACUGAUCUCAAACGCCCUGGAUCACGUUUUGCAUCGUAUACAAUCAACGAACUUGAACCUAUUUGUCAACAAAUUGCAAUACAAGAAAUGUCAUCGUCAACAACAACAAUCAACAUUGGAUCUUGUCCGUUAGUUUGUAUAUUUUGUCAACAUUUUAUACACGAACCGAUCACACUUUAUUGUGGUCAUACAUUUUGUGAUCAAUGUAUAAACGAUGAACAAUUAUCGUCUACAAUAAAUUGUCCGCGAUGUCCUCAUGAUAUUCAAGGUCAAGUACAAUCACCCAUAGUACAUGCAAGAGAAAAAUCUUAUAAAAAAAACCUUUUCCUUCACCACUUAUUUGAUCGUUCAGAAACAUUACAAACAAUAUGUGAGAAUAUUACUUCAUGCCGUAAAGGAAAAAAAGAAUAUUCAAAAGGAAAUUAUCAACAAGCAAUAAAUAUUUAUUCACAAAUACUUGAUAAAAAUAGUCAUGAUCAUCUCGCGUUAUAUAAUCGUGCUAAAGCCUAUGCAGCCAUAAAACAAUUUAAUCAUGGCCUUACUGAUGCUACACAUGUUGUUGCAUUGAAACCCCAUUGGACAAAUGGUUACAUUUGUCAAGGUGAAAUAUUAUUUGAUAUGAACCAUUUUACAGCUGCACUUCGAUCAUCAUUAAAAGGACUUGUCAUUGAUCCAGAUAAUCAAAUGGGAAAACAAAUAAUGGCACGACAUCUACAUGCUGUAUUACAUAAUGAUGAUAAUGAUAAUGGUGAUCGAGAAAUUAUGACAACAAUGAAAAAAGAAUUCGAACAAAUUAAUAAAACUUCAUUAGUGAAUGAGGCUAUCAUGGAAACAAUGAAUUCUAUGACAGAUACAAAUUCAUUAACUAUGUGCAAAUCAAUACAAUCAUCAAAUUCUUGUUUUUGUUUACAAUUUAAUUCGAAUAAAUUAAGUUCAAGAGAUUUUGAAUGUUCUAUAUGUGUUAGUCUAUUGUGGAUACCAAUAACAACACCUUGUGGACAUGUUUUUUGUCGUGAAUGUCUUAUUCGUUCUGUUGAUAAUACUCAAGCACAAUGUCCCAUAUGUAAAAGUUCAUUAGAAGAUUUUUUUCCUAUGUUGAUAAGAUCAUAUGUCAAUAAAACUGAGAUUAUUUCAAAGUUAAUUGAAACUUAUUUUCCAAAGGAAUAUCAUGAACGACAACAAUUAUAUGAACAAGAUAAUAUACAGGGUGUUUCAAUUCCACCAUCAUUAAUAAAUAAUACUGAAUCAACUAUUUUUGAAAUACCUAUAUUUGUAUGUGUUUUGAUACUACCACAUUGUGCAUGUCCAUUACAUGUAUAUGAACCACGUUAUCGUUUAAUGAUGAGACGAGCAAAUGAAACUGAAACACGUACAUUUGGAAUGUGUCAAUCUGAUGGAGAAAUUGGUACAUUUGCUGAUUAUGGUACAUUAUUACAUAUUCGUGGUCUUAUAUAUACACCAGAUGGUCGUUCUAUUGUUGAUACAAUUGGACAACGUCGUUUUCAUGUUAUUGAACGUGGAAUGAAAGAUGGAUAUCAUACAGCUAGAGUUGAACUUAUACGAGAUCAUCAAACUGAAGAACAUGAAUUUAAUGAUUUAUUUCAAUUUAAUCGAGAUACUUAUAAUCGUGUUCGUGAAUGGUUUGAUAAUCUUGAUUCACAUAGAAAAACAUUAAUUCGUCAACAAUUCGAAGAAUAUCCAUCAUGUGAUGAUUUAAUACAAGGAUUAGUUGAUGGUCCUAGUUGGACUUGGAUUAUGUUGAAUGUAUUACCUAUUGAACCAAUUCUUCAAUAUACUGCACUUGCUUCUCAAUCACUGCGUAUUCGUUUACAAAUGAUAAAUGAUACAAUUGAUUUUCAACUUAAUCAACAACAACAACAACAGCAACAACAACAAUCAACAACAAUAAUUUCAUCCAAUGAUGAUGAUGAUCAAUAA
Messenger RNA from Adineta steineri, 2082 nucleotides. The record is from the annotation of a GenBank genome assembly. Lineage: Eukaryota; Metazoa; Rotifera; Eurotatoria; Adinetida; Adinetidae.